Pundamilia nyererei is the source of this 6191-nucleotide messenger RNA. It is a transcript of the gene mapk8ip1b, whose product is annotated as mitogen-activated protein kinase 8 interacting protein 1b. Gene Ontology annotation, molecular function: MAP kinase scaffold activity; JUN kinase binding. Gene Ontology annotation, cellular component: cytoplasm. The record is from RefSeq and is a predicted model, not a curated record. NCBI's taxonomy places the organism in Eukaryota, Metazoa, Chordata, Actinopteri, Cichliformes, Cichlidae. Gene Ontology annotation, biological process: regulation of JNK cascade; JNK cascade. The transcript has 12 exons. The coding region runs from base 85 to 2439 and encodes 784 amino acids.
UCCUAUCGCGGCAUCGCCGGACCUCUCUCAGGUGUCUUUCCCGGGCAGCUGCACGGCGGAACGGAGAAAUGAGAAAGGGGCAGCAUGGCGGACAGGGAGAAGAGGAAAGCUACCCCGCCGUCUGGCCGCAACAUCCAGGUGAAGUCCCCGGCCAGUUUCAGGUUGACCCAUGACAUCAGCCUUGAUGAAUUUGAGGACGACGACCUCUCCGAAAUCACAGAGAUCACAGAUGAGUGUGGGAUGAGCCUCAAUUGCAAUGGCCCAGAUAUAAAGAGCCGUGUGAGACGAGGAACCAAUAGCAUGUCGGGGAAGGCGGAGCUAGGAGCAGUCGGCCAGCUUCAGGCAGAGAUGCUGCAUUUGGACCUCAUCGAUGGUGCUGACGGUUACCGCGGUGACAAAGAAUCCUCGAAGGCGUCUGCAAUUUCAACUCCGCCAGUCACCAAGGACCCUGCAGCACCUGUUACCAUGGAUACUUACCGGCCCAAGAGACCCACGACCCUUAACCUCUUCCCAAUCGUGCCACGCACACAGGACACGUUAAACAACAACUCCCUUGGUAAGAAGUACAGUUGGCAGGAGAAGGUUUCAGGCUCAUCCUCGCCCCUUAAAACAGGUGACCUCACCCCUCCACGUGAGCACAGCUGUCUAAGCGACGAGGACAAGGUGCACGGUGGGGGAGCGCAGACCAAAGACCGCGGGACCUCCACCGACGCCCCCUGCAGACACAGUCACACCUCGGGACACUCGCACAGCUCAUCUGCAGGGGCUGGGACACGGUCCAAGAUUCAGGAGAAGCCACCGGCACCACCACCACCACAGAACUAUACACCAGCUCCUCUAUAUCCUUCAGGGAAAGCGGAUGGCAGUGGGUCCCACAGGGAGAGGAUUAGAUACCACACGGAUGUUCAUAUAGAGCCAACAGAGGAGAUCUAUCUGACUCCUGUGCAACGUUCCGCAGAUCCCCUGGAACCCCCCACCGUCCAGGACCGGCCUUUCCUCUCACAGCAGACUGAGCAGGGACGCAUGUCCAUUAGCUCUGACACAGAGGGACCACCUCCUUAUCAGCCCCUCCCGGACCGGACCAACCCCUCCAUCUAUGAGGAAGACGAGAUCUAUGUCCCCCCACCGUCAUACGCUUCCUGUGUAGAGUCCCUCAUCACGCCACCUAGCAUGGCUGUGUCAGCUCACUCCUCCCAUGCACUGGACCUCAGCCUAAAGGGGACAAGUACAGGAGCUAGGGCAAUGCUCAGGGCUGGGUCAUCAGUUGAGUACGUUGAUGCCACAGAUGAAAGCUACUGUGGGGACGACGAGGAUGUGGACAGGUUAAUAAUGGAUGCAAAGAUGAGAAAGGGAGGGGUAAAGGGAGCCGCCCCACCGAGGACUUCCAUGAGCUCAGAGGCCAGCGGCCUGACAUAUGACUCAGUUAAAUAUACAUUGGUGGUGGAUGAAAAUGCUCAGCUGGAGUUAGUCAGUCUCCGGCAGUGUUACCAAGGCUAUAGCGAUGACAGCGACUCGGCCACUGUCUAUGACAACUGUGUCUCGUCUCCAUACGAGUCAGCCAUCGGAGAGGAGUAUGAGGAAGAGGAAGAGGAGCAUGACCCUUGUAUAGGAGGAGUGCGUCGAGAGGCCACAGCGUGCCUAUCUGAGGAUUCUACUCCAGAGGCGGACCUCCACUUCUCCAAGAAGUUCCUCAAUGUCUUCAUGAAUGGGCGCUCUCGCUCCUCCAGUGCAGAAUCCUUUGGUUUAUAUUCCUGUAUCAUAAAUGGUGAGGAGAAGGAUCAGAGCCACCGAGCAGUCUAUAGGUUUGUCCCUCGGCACGAAGAUGAGUUGGAGCUAGAGGUGGAUGACCCGCUGUUGGUGGAGGUCCAGGCAGAGGAUUACUGGUAUGAGGGCUACAAUAUGCGAACUGGUGCUCGUGGGGUCUUCCCGGCCUACUACGCUGUAGAGGUGACCAAGGACACGGAGAACUACAAAGUAAAGAGCAAUGAAUGGAUUGACAGAUACCGCCUAAAGUUUCUGGGGUCAGUUCAAGUACCCUAUCACAAAGGAAACGAUGUUUUGUGUGCAGCUAUGCAGAAGAUUGCUACUAACCGAAGGAUGACAGUCAAGUAUAACCCACCUUCCUCAUGCAUCCUGGAGAUCAGUGUGAAGGGCAUCAAGCUUUCAGUUCAAGAGGAUUACUAUGCUUGUGACAGAAGUAACGAGUGCAGUCACUUCUUCCAGUUAAAGAACGUCUCCUUUUGUGGCUAUCACCCAAAAAACAGCAAGUAUUUUGGUUUCAUUACGAAGCACCCAGCAGACCAGAGAUUUGCCUGCCAUGUAUUUGUGUCUGAAAAUUCUACCAAACCUCUUGCAGAGUCAGUAGGGAAAGCCUUCCAGCUGUACUAUAAAGAGUUUGUGGAGUUCUCAUGCCCUACAGAGGACAUCUACCUGGAAUAGCCUUGCCUUUAACCACAACCCUGUAAAGUACGCUGUAUCAUAACAUAAUGUUGCAUGAAGGACAGAUAUACAUUGGUAAAACAAAAACAAAAAAAGAGAAAAAUUAAACAUUAACACAUCUGACAAACGAACAGGUAUAGAAGGCCCAAGUUUCAGACCUGUGGUGAAAACCUUGUGCAGCAACCAGAGAUGAAAAUGAGCCAAAGGAGGGGUUUCCUGGCAAAUGAAAAUAUGCAAAAUGGCAUCAGUGAUGAGGCAAAAAUGGAAAGCACAAAUAUUUUAACUCAUCAGUUUCUGCAAUGCUUGUUAGCCUGUAGCAUCAUGUCAGCAGAGGCAAAGCUGAAGGCCCAGGAGACAGUCUGGACCACUUUGUACGCUGGAAAAAAGAAAGAAAAAGCAGAAUUUAUGACUUGGAAGUGAACAAACAAGUGAUGUUGGUUCAUUUUGUCUUGAAAUACUGUAACCAGGGUGUGAGCACAAGAGAGGUGUUUAUUUACUAAAGACGUAACAACCUCACAAUGAAAAAGGAGUACUAAACUAAAUAAAACCCAUGUAGGAACAAUUAAUUUUAUCCUUUUAUCACACCUAAUAUGAAGGCGUAUCCACAUUUAUUUAAAAAAAAACAAAGAGAGAGAAAUCUCAUUGAAAAUCAGAUGCAGUGAUGUGCUCUGCAUUUUGGGGGUUCUUGCCACAUUUUUACUGCUUUUUGUUAAACCCGGACACAGAUCUGUACUGCAUAUUCAAGGUACAGUAAGCACAGUGUGAAUACACAAGAGUAGAAUAGGUUUGCUUUUCCAUUAAGCAGUUGGAGCUAACUAGUAAAGGAACAGCUGAGUAUCUAAAGUUAAUUUCAAAUAGUUUUAGUUGAAUAAAAUUAAAAGAUGGUUUCAGCUUCUCACUUUUCAGUCAGACAGGCAGAAGGUAAACUUUGCCGAUUGAUUUAUAUACUUUACAUGCUAAUGCUCAAUUAAAGUAGACUUUAAACUACUUUUCUCUUGCAUGUGUGUGGCUCAGUAUUUGGAGAUUCACACUUGUGGAGUUUUACUGGUGGAUAGUGUGCAAUUGGGCUUUCCAAAUGUUGGUCGGCUUUUUCACGAGCCUUUGUAGUUUUAACUUUACAACACAUGUAUAAGACUAUGAACACAUCAAAUAAUUAACACUUUACUCUCUUUGAAAUGUUCUUUUCAUGACUGAAUGGUUUCUGUUAUUUUUCAGGCCUUAACCUAUAGAACAAAAUGGCUGAGGUGGCAUUAGAAGUUAAUGAGAAAUAACCUCUCCCUCUCUCUCGCUCAUACACAUACAUAUAUAUAUAUACACACAUAUAUGUGAAAGAGAAAGAGACUUAGGUGUCAAAAACCAUCGUUAAGUUUACAGGGGACAUUGACAAAUGUCAUCUCUAGGGGAGAAAGCAUUACAGGUCUCAGCUUUUUGCUGAAGUUCUGUUGAGAAAUGAAGUGAAAAGAGACAAUUUGUCUCUCUCACUAACUACUGCUGGAAAACUACAGAGGUGUAUUUGUAUAACUGCUGCUGCUUGAUUUUUUUAAUUUAAUAUUGCCAGUCUGCUUAAAUUAUCAUCCAUACUGACACUUGGGUUUUUCUUCUAGAUGAUGUGCUAGUUGUAUUUUUUUACUAAUGGCCCCAGCCCCUUUUGUACUUUUUUUCAUAGUUGAAAAACAGCAAAGUGUUGAUGCUACAUUGAAUAGUUCUUUGUGACAAAGGCAGAAUAAAGAACUCCUUAAAUGUACUGAGCAUUGUCUAUGCAGAGAAUGUUUAGAGGUACACAAGUGUGUACUUUAAGCAAACAUCUAUUGGUGCUAUCGUGCACAGCUCUGUCCAUAUGUUCAGUAAAGCCUUAGUAAUUCCUUGUCUAAUGUCAGACAUGCAAUGCUUCUUUACUGUGUGCUCUAAUUAGGUGUGAAAUUAGUGAUAAAGAUGUUUAACAGAGAAAAAACCCCAUCUGAGUUCGGCUGUUUACUCCUUCAUACGACAUUUUUCUGCAACUAGAAUAUAACACAUUCUCAGACUUGUAGAGACAAGAAAAUGAUGCUUGGUGCAGUAGGUACAGGUGCUAACGAGGGAGCAAAAACAAAACUGGUGUCUUCAGAUCUUCACUAGCAGUGCCUCUUUUUCAUGAGAUCAUUGUUACUUUUUUGAGUCAACAUUAUUAAAAUCUUUUAAGGGUUUUCCAUUGAGUGUGUGUUGACUUUAAGGUGAUGAAUGCAAAUUGAGUUGUUUUGCUGUGAUUUGCUCUUCAUUCCACUGCACUACACAUUAUUUGCUGUACAUGUGCUGGUAAUAUUCAGUUUUUCCUCUAUACAUCCUCGUUCUACCAUUUGUUGCCAUCAGAGAGACCAGUAGAGAAGCUCCUCCAGCUCCUCUAGGGUUACACUUUCUGCAAACCUUCAUUUCUGCAGGCCAUCCUCAAACAGCAAACUCAAAACAGCUCCUUUCAGUGCAAAGUUGCAGCUCUAUCCUUUGCGCCACUGUCCCGGUGAAGAUUGAGGUGUGAGACAAAUAACUGGGCUCCUAACUCUGUGCCUGGCAGAGCCAGGAUGGCCUUUAGUGCAAACACACUGCUAACACCCAUAUCAGUGAUCAUCUUCUUUCUGCUCAUUGCCAUAGAUGAUUGUAGAAACAUGGAUUGAACUGUAGGUUAACAAUUUUGUGACACUCAGCUCACUGGUCACAGCAACAGUGUUUGUAGUUUCUGUUUCAAAAUUCCUUUCAGAUCAUACAGAGUGAAUAUUUUACCCAAAAGAUUUCAAAUACACCUUCUCAUUAUUUCUCUUAUAUCCCCAGGAGUGUACAUAAUACUUGGGAAAUUAUGAAUUUUAUUAUUAGAGAAGGAGCUGUGUUUAAUUAGCUUAUGCCUGAGAUUUCACAAGUUGGGCUUGAUUGAGAACUUAGUCACAAUGAAAAGAAACAAAAAUUUGACCCAAGUGUUAUGGAAGUCUAUUAAUGUCCUGUUUGUGAACAUGUGAAACCAGUGAAAACGCAUACAGUGGAUAAUUACUGAGACUUGAUGUUGUAAAAUGUGCCAUAAUGGUUAAUAAGCAAUAAUGAUUUUUGAGCUGUUACACCAAUUAUUUGGAGGAGCUUUAUAGACAUUUUAGUAACCCAGAUUGUUCAUGGUAAUCUGAAUUAUUGAAAUGAACAUUAAGUUACACCAUUUUUUGUGAUAAUGAGAUUUUUUUUAUUUAUCAGCACACGUACAGCACAGUUGUUUUGCAGUUAAAAACAAAGUAUUCUUUCUACAUCAAUUGUCACUAACACCGGUUUGUAACUAAAUAUUUUAUGUGGUCAAUAUUUAUCAGACAAUUAAAUAAAUGUAAAAGCAAGAUUCACUAAUGAAGGAUAUUGAAAAUGUUAUAUUCAGCAGUUGUCUCACCAGUUGUCAGUUUUUCAUUGUCAAAAACAGAAAAAAAAAUCAUUUUGAAGAAAACAAGUUGUCUGCUGUUGUUGAAAGCCAUUGUGUUUGUAUCAGGAGAGAUCAACACUCGCUUUUCUAUGAAUUCCCCUCUUAAGAGCCGAUCAGACUGACAGGAGAACGUGGACUGCAGCAGGGGCUAUACAAAGAGUGUACAGACAUGGGUGUAUAAAUAAAGAAUUUAAUUUCUGUAAUUAUAAAUAUGACAUUGUAUUGAUUCAACAUGUAGUUUGUGAAAUUUCUCUUUAUUUUGGACUUUUCUCUUUCAGCUGUGAAUUAUUCUGGAUUUAAAAGAUUUACUGCAGAUCUCAUGGUGUGCUGUCAU